Molecule: messenger RNA, 3526 nt
Organism: Aethalodelphis obliquidens (Pacific white-sided dolphin)
Lineage: Eukaryota; Metazoa; Chordata; Mammalia; Artiodactyla; Delphinidae
Gene: TLR2
Product: toll like receptor 2
Exons: 2
Coding region: 534-2891 (785 amino acids)
Biological process (GO): immune response; toll-like receptor signaling pathway; inflammatory response
Cellular component (GO): plasma membrane; signaling receptor complex
Molecular function (GO): transmembrane signaling receptor activity; protein binding; triacyl lipopeptide binding
Source: RefSeq, a predicted model, not a curated record
CUCCGACCCGGUCCGGGCACCAGGCGGCGGUGGGGUAGCACCUGGGUCACGGUCACCCGACGGAGCCCGCGGAAAGGGAAGCGGCGGCGGGCCCCAGGCCACAGGUGACAGGCGCGCUCCGCGGAACGGGUGGUCCCCGCACCCUGGAGAAGGGGGCGCCGGCCACACGCAGCGUCCCCGCGCACUCUUCCGGGGCGCGGGCAGGUCCGGGCCGGAGGCGGCAGAAGGCGCGGCCUGGCGGCAGCUGCGCGUUCUCCGGAUACAUCGGGCCGAAAAUACGCUCGGCGGGCUUCCUCGUUCCGCAGCCCUUCCCGGACCGGGCGGGCAGGGUCCCAGGGUGGCCGAGGCGCGGACGCGGGCGCCGGGCAUCCUCGCUUCCCAGUCGGCGGCAGCCGGGACCCCAGUCGUGCGGCGCGGCCCCGGGGAAGGGGGGAGUCCCCGGCCCCGAGGCCGUCGACGCUCCUGCAGCCCCGUCUGCUAGGCCCCGCACGGGAAUGCGGACACCUGCCCCGCCGAGGUGAGAUCACUGGACAAUGCCACCUGCUUUGUGGACAGUGUGGGUCUUGGGGUCUGUAAUCAGCCUCCCCAAGGAGGGAGCCUCUGAUCAGGCUUCUUCUCUGUCUUGUGACCCCACUGGUGUCUGCGAUGGCCGCUCCAGAUCUUUAAACUCCAUCCCCUCAGGGCUCACGGCAGCUGUGAAAAGCCUUGACCUGUCCAGCAAUGAGAUCACCUAUGUCAGCAACAGCGACCUGCGGAGGUGUGUGAACCUCAGGACUCUGAGGCUGGGGGCCAAUGAAAUUCACACGGUGGAGGAAGAUUCUUUUUUUUCGCUGAGGAGUCUUGAAUAUUUGGACUUAUCCUAUAAUCGUUUAUCUUACUUCUCAUCCUCCUGGUUCAGAUCCCUUUCUGCCUUGAAAUUCUUAAACUUACUGGGAAAUUUAUACAAAACACUCGGGGAAAGAUCUCUUUUUUCUCAUCUCCCAAAUCUGCGAAUCCUGAAAGUAGGAAAUAGUAACAGCUUCACUGAGAUUCAGGAAAAGGAUUUCGCUGGGCUAACUCUUCUUGAGAAACUUGAGAUUAAUGCUCCAAAUAUGCAGACAUAUGCGCCGAAGAGUUUAAAGUCAAUCCGGAACGUCAGCCAUCUGAUUCUUCAUCUGAAGCAGCCUGUUUUACUGUUGGAGAUUUUUGUAGAUAUUUUAAGUUCCUUAGAACAUUUAGAACUGAGAGAUACUAAUUUGAACACUUUUCAUUUUUCAAAAGUAUCCAUCAGUGAAACGAAUACAUCGAUUAAAAAGUUUACAUUUAGAAAUGUGCAAAUCACUGACGAAAGUUUUACUGAAGUUGUGAAACUGUUUAAUUAUGCUUCUGGAGGCUUAGAAGUAGAGUUUGAUGACUGUACCCAUGAUGGAGUUGGUGAUUUUAGGACAUUGACUCUGGAGACAAUGAAACGCCUACGUGACGUGGAGACAUUAACAAUACGGAAGUUGCAUGUCCCACAGUUUUUCUUAUUUCGUGAUCUGAGUAAUAUAUAUUCACUCACAGGAAAAGUUAAAAGAAUCACAAUAGAAAACAGUAAGGUUUUUCUGGUUCCCUGUUUACUUUCACAACAUUUAAAAUCAUUAGAAUAUUUGGAUCUCAGUGAAAACUUAAUGUCUGAAGAAACCUUGAAAAACUCAGCCUGUGAGCAUGCCUGGCCCUUCCUAAAAACCUUAGUUUUAAGGCAGAAUCGUUUGAAAUCAUUAGAAAAAACUGGAGAAAUUUUGCUUACUCUGAAAAACCUGACUAACCUUGAUAUCAGUAAGAAUAAUUUUCAUUCAAUGCCUGAAACUUGUCAGUGGCCAAGAAAAAUGAAAUAUUUGAACUUAUCCAGCACAAGAAUACAAAGUUUAACCCGUUGCAUUCCCCAGACACUGGAAAUUUUAGAUAUUAGCAAUAACAAUCUCGAUUCAUUUUCUUUGAUUUUGCCAAAACUCAAAGAACUUUAUAUUUCCAGAAAUAAGUUGAAGACUCUACCAGAUGCCUCCUUUUUACCUGUGUUAUUAGUUAUGAGAAUCAGCAGAAAUAUAAUAACUACUUUCUCUAAGGAGCAACUUGAUUCUUUUCAAAAACUGAAGACUUUGGAAGCUGGUGGCAACAGUUUCGUUUGCUCCUGUGACUUCCUGUCUUUCACACAGGGGCAGCAGGCCCUGGCCCAGGUCCUGAUCGACUGGCCAGAAGAAUACGUGUGUGACUCUCCAUCCUCCGUGCGGGGCCAGCGGGUUCGGGACACCCGGCUCUCGCCUUCUGAAUGCCACAGGGCAGCUGUGGUGUCUGCCGUGUGCUGUGCCCUUUUCCUGUCGUUCCUGCUCGUGGGAGUUCUGUGCCACCGUUUCCACGGACUGUGGUACAUGAAGAUGAUGUGGGCCUGGCUCCAGGCCAAGAGGAAGCCCAGGAAGGCUCCCCGCAGGGACAUCUGCUAUGACGCCUUUGUGUCCUACAGUGAACGGGAUUCCUACUGGGUGGAGAACCUCAUGGUCCAGGAGCUGGAGCACUUCAGACCUCCCUUUAAGUUGUGUCUUCACAAGCGGGACUUCAUUCCUGGCAAGUGGAUUAUCGACAAUAUCAUUGACUCCAUUGAAAAGAGCCACAAAACCAUCUUUGUGCUUUCUGAGAACUUUGUGAAGAGUGAGUGGUGCAAGUACGAGCUGGACUUCUCCCAUUUUCGUCUCUUUGAUGAGAACGACGAUGCUGCCAUUCUCAUUCUGCUGGAGCCCAUUGAGAAAAAGGCCAUCCCCCAGCGUUUUUGUAAGCUGCGGAAGAUCAUGAACACCAAGACCUACUUGGAGUGGCCCGCUGAUGAGACGCAGCAGGAAGGGUUUUGGGUAAAUUUGAGAGCUGCAAUAAAGUCCUAGGAUCCUUCAUUAAGGGUCAGUCUUGGUCUGGUGGUGGUCUUUCUAUCACUAGUUAUAACUAAGUCCAUUCUGACCCAAUUAUAUGUAAACUAUAUGAAUGAGGACUUGCUUACUGAAACAACUAAAACUGUUCAAAAGCUGCUACCAGAUUGGAAAAACAUAGUUCUGGGCUUUUCUUUAUCCUAUGAGAUAAUCAUGAUCUCACUGCAUUAUUGAUAUCUGAAUUAUCUGUACCAAUUGACUUAGUUCAUUAGGAAACAGCAGAAAUGAGCAGAAGAUUUCAAAUGACUGUGUCCGUCAGCUUUCUGCCAGGAGACUCACGCACGUCUGUAGAGGUCGUUCUCCAUCCCCGCACCUGUCCCUUCUGUGCCUGACUGCUCUCAAGAGCAGCAAGGCAAAAUGUUAUUGCUGUUCUUAGAAAAAAAGUGCUGUGUGUCCUCAUUAAGCUUCACAGGAUACAAAAAACCCUAGAAGGUAUAUUUUCAUAUGAACUGGAUCUGUCUUUCUCGCUAUUUGAUAGGUUUCUCCAGCCAUAGUUACUUGAGAGAGGGUAUAUAACCCAAGAUGCAGUAAAUUAUGUAUUUCUAUGAAAAUGAAACUAAUGAAAUAUAUACUCAGUUUUGAAGGAUUUGAAA